CAGCACUAGAUGUGGUGAUAUGUCGGUGUGACGGACUGUUGUCGGUCGGUGUGACCCGGGACCGGGGGAGAGCUCCUUCACGUCCGCGUCGCGAGCGCCGAGUCUCCGUUACGUAAUCAUACUCUACAAGAGAUAAACAACACCCGCCGUGUUUUAAUCUGAAACACAUUCUGACUGGAAACGGCUCGUCGGGACAGCGGAGGCUUUCACGGCCGCAUCCGUUAAAUGAGGUUAAACGCCCGUGUUUUUCCCAGGCGUCGAUAAACACGAGCAUGGCUCGCCUCGGAGGACUGCUGUCUCUCGUCGUGUUGUUGGGCUGCGUGACCGCCGAGCCGCGCGGGAAAACAGCUCCUGUGUUCCUGGAAAAGUGGGAUGCACUUAGUUUAAUUUCCCGUCAGAAGAGAAGCAACGCGGGAGAUGAAGAGACCAAACUCCCGGCCAGCCUCGAGAGGGAGUGUUUAGAGGAAGUUUGUGAUUACGAAGAAGCAAGAGAAGUCUUCCAGGAUAAUUAUCGCACCGAUAUCUUCUGGUCUGUCUACGUUGAUGGUGACCAGUGUGCUGAGCAGCCAUGCAAAAAUGGAGCCAUGUGUUCAGAUAGUGUCGGGGGCAUUUAUCAACCUGAUGCUAAAUGAUGUGUCUGUUGUUAUCUCUAUAUUUCGUCACAUCUAGAUCAAACGGUAUGUGUAGUCGAUAAGAGCAAAGGGUGCAGUCAGUUCUGUAAGCCGGGCUAUCAGUCGUACGAGUGCUCGUGUGCGUACGGCUGGAAACUGCAGCAGAGAGAGAAGUGCGUGCCGGCUGUGACAUUUCCUUGUGGAAAAGUGACAAGUUUGAGUCAGUGGGACAAACGUCAGUCAAGCAACAUACAGUCAGAAUAUCAAGGGCUCACCUGCGGCCAAGAAGAGUGCCCCUGGCAGGCGAUACUGCGACAGGGAUCGGUUGGUUUCUGCAGCGGGGUGAUCUUCAGAGACAACAUGGUUCUCACCACGGCCCAGUGCGCCAGGAGGCACGACAGCUUUCAGGUGGUGGCGGGUAAAAGGGUGACCUCACUGGAAACAGGAGAGCAGGUGCGUCAGGUGAAGCAGGUGCACAUCCACCCGCUGUAUGAUGAGGGCAGACCUGACAACGACCUGGCUGUAGUGGAGCUGAGGCAGAAGCUGGUCUUCAAGGAGAAAGUGCUUCCGGCCUGUCUGCCCGAGAGAGACUUCGCUGACAGCGUGCUCAUGUCGGGCGACUACAUGGGUGUCGUCACCGGCUGGAAGGAGGCAGCGGUUCUGGAGGGGAGCCUCGUGUUAAACCACCUGUCCUACGACAAGCUGGAGGUCUGCUCGCAGCGCCACUCUGGUCAGGUCACCAACAAAAUGGCGUGUACUGUGCCUCGGGCCAAGGCAGACUGCAUGCUGGGACAGGGCAGCCCGGUGCUCACGCUGUACAGAGAGGUGUUCUUCCUCACCGGGAUAGUCAGCCAGCCUCCGGAGAGCGACUGCAAGAACGGCUACGUCUUACAGAAAGUGUCCCGCUACCUGCCCUGGUUAAACACCUUCAUGAGCUGAACGCACGAACGUGCAAAACCUUAGUUAUUAUUAUUUAAGUUCCUGAGAUUUAUUGUCAGUCAUGUUUUUUGUGUCCCAAACCACUCCUUAAUUACUUAUAUAUAUGACACUUAUAUAUAUGUAUUACUAAUUGAUUACGAGUAUUGCAGACGGCAUGAAUAAAAACUAAACCCAUUUAGAGCUAGCUUUCUGUAGACAUUUUUAAGCUUGACUUUGGAAAUGAUUGCAGCAACAAAAACUUAACGUCUUGAGUAACCUUGACUAUGCAUUUUCUCAUAUACUGUAUUAUAUAAUGGUGUGGAUAUUAGACAAGUGACACCUGGACAUAAAUAAAAACAGUAUUAAAUAAGA
This is a messenger RNA of Puntigrus tetrazona (Sumatra barb), 1901 nucleotides long. RefSeq names its product protein Z, vitamin K-dependent plasma glycoprotein a (gene proza). The record is from RefSeq and is a predicted model, not a curated record. The transcript is spliced from 9 exons. Gene Ontology annotation, molecular function: serine-type endopeptidase activity; calcium ion binding. Gene Ontology annotation, biological process: proteolysis; blood coagulation. Gene Ontology annotation, cellular component: extracellular region. Lineage: Eukaryota; Metazoa; Chordata; Actinopteri; Cypriniformes; Cyprinidae.